AUGCCCUGUUUCAAAUGGGAGGCUCUUUUGCCAAAGCCGCCUCCACCGAAAGGUGGUUUCUUUGGCGCUAGCUCGACGACAACCCCAAAGCAAGAUGCGUACGUGGGCAGCAGUUCUGUAUUCGCACUAGAUGACCAAAACUUCAAACCGUUUCUGAGGACAAAAGACAUGGCCCUGGUCAUGUUCUAUCAGACCAACUGCAAAAAUUGCGAUUUUUCCAAAAAACACUUCAAGAAGGCGUCAGAAACGACAAAGAGAGACAACCACGCGUACGCGGCUGUGGACUGCAAGAAAACGCCAGAGCUGUGCUGCGCCGAAGACAUACCAUUCAUCCCAUACUUCAAACUGUACUGCCGCGGCAGGUUUGUCGGCUUUAACGGGGAUUACAAGCUGUUCGUUCACAAGAACAUGAAGCGCUGGGUCGAAUCUAUGACUGCAUUCACUCAGAUGGGACACAAAAUUGAACCAUGCCGCACAAAAUGA
Messenger RNA from Candidula unifasciata, 483 nucleotides. Lineage: Eukaryota; Metazoa; Mollusca; Gastropoda; Stylommatophora; Geomitridae. The record is from the annotation of a GenBank genome assembly.